GCGGAGGAGGAGGAGGGCCGGGGCUGCGCUGGGUGACAUCAGUGGGUUUGGCUCCGGGGCUCAAUGGAAACUGGGUGAGCGCCGGGCUGUACCGAGCACACGCCGGCUGGAGGGGACGGCGAGCGGGCGGGAGGCGGCAGGCAGCGCCGCGCCGCGCCGAGCCGAGCGAAGGAGGGACGCGCCGGGCACGGCCGCCACCAGCCCUCCCCAAUCCUCCGUCAUCCUCCCCGCCGCGGCCGCCUGGCCCCCUGACAGCCGGCGGAGCAGCAUCCCCACACGGCCCCCUUCCCGUCAGGCACGACUAAACCAUGGAGCUUCGAGUAGGGAACAAAUACCGGCUGGGCAGAAAGAUUGGCAGUGGUUCGUUUGGAGACAUUUACCUAGGAGCCAAUAUUGCAACUGGUGAAGAGGUGGCCAUCAAACUGGAAUGUGUCAAAACCAAGCAUCCCCAGCUCCACAUUGAAAGCAAGUUCUACAAGAUGAUGCAGGGAGGAGUGGGUAUCCCCUCCAUUAAGUGGUGUGGAGCAGAGGGGGACUAUAAUGUGAUGGUGAUGGAGCUCUUGGGGCCCAGCCUGGAAGAUCUCUUCAACUUCUGUUCCCGCAAAUUUAGUCUCAAGACAGUUCUGCUCCUGGCAGACCAGAUGAUCAGCCGUAUUGAGUACAUUCAUUCCAAGAACUUCAUCCAUCGGGAUGUAAAGCCAGACAACUUCCUUAUGGGCCUCGGCAAAAAAGGCAACCUAGUAUACAUCAUUGAUUUUGGUUUGGCCAAGAAGUACCGAGAUGCCCGGACCCACCAGCACAUCCCUUACCGGGAAAACAAGAAUCUGACUGGCACAGCCCGUUAUGCCUCUAUCAACACCCACUUGGGAAUUGAACAAAGUCGCCGUGAUGACCUGGAGAGCCUGGGUUAUGUGCUCAUGUAUUUCAACCUGGGCUCACUGCCCUGGCAGGGCCUCAAGGCUGCCACCAAGCGCCAAAAGUAUGAGAGGAUCAGCGAGAAAAAGAUGUCAACGCCCAUCGAGGUGCUCUGCAAAGGGUACCCUUCUGAGUUCUCAACAUACCUCAACUUCUGCCGUUCGCUGAGGUUUGAUGAUAAACCUGACUACUCGUACCUGCGGCAACUCUUCCGCAACCUCUUCCACCGCCAAGGCUUCUCCUACGACUACGUCUUUGACUGGAACAUGCUUAAAUUUGGAGCAGCCCGGAACCCUGAGGAUAUGGAUCGGGAGCGGCGAGAGCAUGAACGAGAGGAGAGGAUGGGGCAACUCCGAGGGUCAGCCACACGAGCACUGCCCCCUGGCCCGCCUGCUGGAGCCACUGCCAACCGUCUUCGCAAUGUCACUGAGCCCAUGGCCUCCACCCCCACCUCCAGAAUCCAGCAGUCCGGCAACACGUCCCCCAGAGCAAUCUCAAGAGUGGACAGGGAGCGGAAGGUCAGCAUGAGGUUACACCGAGGAGCUCCUGCCAACGUCUCCUCAUCUGACCUCACAGGGCGGCAAGAAGUGUCACGGAUUUCAGCAUCACAGACAAGUGUGCCAUUCGAUCACCUUGGGAAGUGAGGAGCAAUUGCCACUGGACCAGUGUUUGCUUAGUGUCUUCACUGUAUUUUUCUUUUAAAAAACAAAAAACCCAAAAAACAAAUAAAAACUAAAAAAAAAAAAAAAAAAGACAAAAAAAGAAAACACCAAACAAAAAAACCCAACAGAAUUUCUUUUUGCCAACGAUGAGGAGUCGAGCUGUGCCCCCGCGCUGGUAUGAGCCGUUUCCGAGAGGGCCAUCUGCGUCCCCCAGCGCGAUGCCUCUGAGGAGCUGACAACGCGGGAGCUGUGCGGGAACACCUCCGCUGCCCCCCCAGCCCUGACCGCUGCCCCCACGGGCUACCCCCAGUUCCUUCUCCUGACUCUCUGCUCCUGGUUUUGAUUUCUCUAUUUUUUUUUUUCUUCUUGGAUAUCUUCCCCUGCUCUUUUUUUUUUUGUUGUUAAAUAUUAUUUUGAAAUCAUAUGGUUUCUAGCCAUAUAAAUUUUAACUUUGCUCUCCUUUUUAUCUGAGGGCAAGGGAUGGUGCGGGGUGGGGGGUGAGUUUUUUGUUUGGUUUUUUUUUUUUGGUUUUGUUCUUUUCAGGAGCCUUGUGGGCCAGGAGCGAAUCAGAUUCCAGCCACACUUGAUGGUAGAAGUCUGAUUUUUAUUAUUAUAACAGAAUUUAUUUUCUUGAGCAUUAAACGAAUUUUAAGCUGUGA
Neopelma chrysocephalum (saffron-crested tyrant-manakin) is the source of this 2236-nucleotide messenger RNA. RefSeq names its product casein kinase 1 epsilon (gene CSNK1E). Gene Ontology annotation, cellular component: cytoplasm; nucleus. The record is from RefSeq and is a predicted model, not a curated record. The transcript has 11 exons. Lineage: Eukaryota; Metazoa; Chordata; Aves; Passeriformes; Pipridae. Bases 309 to 1559 code for a protein of 416 amino acids. Gene Ontology annotation, biological process: endocytosis; peptidyl-serine phosphorylation; signal transduction. Gene Ontology annotation, molecular function: ATP binding; protein serine/threonine kinase activity.